Carassius gibelio (silver crucian carp) is the source of this 2558-nucleotide messenger RNA. RefSeq names its product torsin-1A-interacting protein 1-like. Bases 107 to 1690 code for a protein of 527 amino acids. Gene Ontology annotation, molecular function: ATPase activator activity. Gene Ontology annotation, cellular component: membrane. The record is from RefSeq and is a predicted model, not a curated record. The transcript is spliced from 8 exons. Lineage: Eukaryota; Metazoa; Chordata; Actinopteri; Cypriniformes; Cyprinidae. Gene Ontology annotation, biological process: membrane organization.
CUGAAGUCGCUCCGACGAAGACCAUCAUUAAUGUUCCGCUUUCCGGGUUCGGCUGCACAAGAAAAGUAAAAAGUUUGAUAAGAAGGGGUGAAAUAUAUGUAUAAAAAUGGACUCAAGUGAUUCUAAAGAAGAUGGACCAAAAACUAGGAGGAGAAGCCUCAAACAGGCAUCCACGCAAGCUUCAUAUAUUGAGGAUCUUAAAGCCAGAAACCCAAUAAAGAGAACCCAGAAAAUGAGGGAAGAUGGUGGGGCAUCCAGAGCUGUCCAUGGAGCCAAGGAGAACAAGGGUCUCACUAAAGAGGAUGAGGAUGAAUCCCCUACUAAGAAGCAAAAGCUCAAAGAUAAGGAAAGGGUUAGAAAUGAGAGAGGUGAUGGUUUAAACCAAACAGAUGAUGAAAAUAUGGAGAUGGGUGAGAAUGAAGACCAGGAUCAAGAAAUGAACUCCGAUGAGGAGGCUGAGCAGGAGCUGGAGUCUAGUUGGACAGCCCAGCCUGGGACAGAAGAAACACAUCCUGUCCAUGUAAGGGAAGAAAAUCUGGAAAGUGAAGUGUCACUCAACAAACAAAGGCUACAUCUAUAUACUAAGGUCAUACCCAAACCCAAAGAGGGAAAUUACGGACCAGUCACAAAAUGUGGAGAUGCCUCUAGGAUGGGUGCUGUUCCACUGGAACAUCAACAAUUGAAAAAUAGGAUUAACAUGAACUACCAGAAUCCUGUCCAGAAACACAAAAAUCCCCCUGGUCUUAGAAGUUACCCACCAACUAAACCACAGAAGAGUUAUGUCAACCCAACAAUCCAGCUUCCUAUCACAAAUCAAACUAAUAACAAAUACACCGAAUCGAAGAGUUUGCAGAAACCAGUCCCCUCAAAAGCAAGUCCAGCCCCCUCCUCUAGAGGCUGGAUUUCGUACAUGUGCAAGUGGUUGUUGAUACUGGAAUUAUUACUUGCUUUGGGCUUUUUGGGCUUUUUGGCCUAUCAGAAGUUCUUACACUCCCAUUUGCCUCAAACUGAUGAGGUCCAUUCUAAAUCAGUAGAGAAAUUUGACCUGGAUUUGGCAGCUCUACAAGCUCUUUUUCCCAGUCAGCGCUCAGUGUUCUGGAAGAGGAGUGGGAAACAUCUUAAGAACCACCUGAAGACGGUCAACCCCACUGAACCGGUCAGUGUGAUUCUGACAGCUGGCCUCCAGGCCGAAACAACAUUGGGCUGCCUUGCUCGAAGAUUAGCUGCAGUGUACUCUGCUACCCAUAAUGCUUCAAUCUUAGAAAUCAAUGGGACCACCAAAAGAGCACAAGACAGUAAGCAGGUCAAGCUGGAUAUCGAUGAAGAGCUGAGGGAAGCAUUUGAAGGUGAUAAACCUGCAGCUGUUGUGCACCGUUUUGAGGAGCUCCCUCCUGGAUCUACGCUUAUAUUCUAUCGUUACUGUGACCACGAAAAUGCAGCUUACAAGAAGGUUUUCUUGGUUUUCACUGUGAUGCUUUCAGUGGAUGAAAUAGCCCCGACAACCAGUCUAAGUGCAGUGGAGGACAUGGUAUAUGAUCAUGUAAAACAGAAGUUUGUCAUCUCAGACAAAUCCACUGUGUUUAAUCAGAUGGAUGUGGAUAAACUGAGUGGACUGUGGAGCAGAAUUUCUCACCUCAUCCUGCCAGUGGCUGCAGAGGAGAAAAUUGAACAGCAGGGAUGUGGGGCAUAGCCUCACAGAAAAUCAUAAGAUUGUAUUACUGUAUUGGGCUGGACAAGUCAUUUUUAGAGUUUUGAGUUUAACUGGUCUAGUUCAUGAAUGUGCGGACCAUGGAAAUGUAUAUAAAAGAUCUUUAUUCCAAAGGGGUUUUUUUUUUUAAAUGUAUUUGUUUAAAAAUGUUUUAUUUUUGUAUUUGCCUACAUCUGGUUCUUUUUUGUUUCUCGAUAAUAUCUGUGUGAAGGCAGACACUUUAUCAUAUCAUAAUAAUAAUGAUAAUAAUAAUGUACUUGGCAUUAUAAGCAUUUGGCUUACAAUAUAAAUCAGCAAAUUAAUUGUUGUAAAUUCCUUCCAAAGGCCAGGUGAGGUAAUGACUGAACUUUUGCACUGACUUUUGAAGUUAAACUGAAAAAAAAAAAAGUAAGCUAGGCUCUUUUUACCAAUAAAAUUUUUUAUUGGGUUUGGCGUUAUAUAUCUCCGUGAUUAAGACUAUAAUAAGUCUAUUUUCGAGUCAAUUUCUUUUUUGUGUCGUUUCAUCCUCUUGUCCCCUGGUUAAUGCAUUUUUGUCAUAUUUCUUGUUUUAUUAUUCAAAAGUUUAGUGUGAAAUUUAAAAAAUGUUUUUGAAAUAAGUCUUUUAUGCAAUUAAAAAAAAAAAACUGUACUUAUCCAGAGUGAGCAAAAAGCCUGGCAAAAUCACUCUGGAACCCUGACAUCCAGCACUCCCUCUGAACUGUUGCCAAUAACAAUUUGUAUAAUGUUAUUCUCUAUUUACUUAUUCUAUUUUUAUUAUUUUAUUAUCUGUAUUUUGUCUUGUCACUGUCAUUCUGUUGCACUGUGGAAGCUUUUGUCGUGUACCUGGCAAUAAAGCUCAUUUUGAUUCUGA